UUGGGAACAGUUCCGGGUGUGGGGCCCCGGGGGCGCGGUGGGGGCUGGCGCCAUGUCGUGCGCGCUUGUGCCCUUCUGCCACUUCCCGGAGCUUGAGGCUGCCCGAGACUUCCUGUGCCCGCACCUGCGCCAGCCCGGCGCCGCGGUCGCGCGGGACACUGCAGGCAAGUCAUCAAAUUGGGAAGAUGAUGGCUGGGGAGCCUGGGAUGAAGCAGAAACACAAGAACCAGGAGAAGAAGAGUCCACUUGCAAGACACAGACGAGUUAUUGGCUUCAGGACUGUGUAUUAUCGUUGUCACCCACAAAUGAUCUGAUGGUAAUAGCUCGUGAGCAGAAAGCUGUUUUUUUAGUGCCAAAAUGGAAAUACAGUGACAAGGGAAAGGAGGAAAUGCAAUAUGCUGUUGGCUGGAGUGGCUCUCUGAAUGUUGAAGAAGGAGAAUGUGUAAGUAGUGCCUUGUGCAUUCCAUUGGCAAGUCAAAAGAGGAGCUCCACGGGCCGUCCUGAUUGGACUUGCAUUGUGGUAGGCUUCACUUCUGGCUACGUUCGUUUCUACACUGAGAAUGGAGUGUUACUUCUUGCACAGCUUUUAAAUGAAGAUCCUGUCCUGCAGCUUAAGUGCAGAACGUAUGAAAUUCCCAGGCAUCCUGGAGUCACAGAACAGAAUGAAGAACUGAGUAUCCUGUAUCCAGCUGCAAUUGUAACUAUUGAUGGUUUCAGCCUCUUCCAGUCCCUUCGUGCUUGUCGUAAUCAGGUGGCAAGAGCAGCAGCAUCAGGCAAUGAGAACGUUCAGCCACCACCAUUAGCUUAUAAGAAGUGGGGCUUGCAGGAUGUGGACGCUAUUAUUGACCAUGCAAGCGUUGGUAUCAUGACUUUGUCUCCCUUUGAUCAAAUGAAGACUGCAUCCAAUAUAGGUGGAUAUAAUGCAGCUAUAAAGAAUAGUCCACCAGCCAUGUCUCAGUACAUCACUGUUGGGUCCAAUCCUUUCACUGGUUUCUUUUUUGCUUUGGAGGGUAGCACACAGCCACUAUUAUCUCAUGUUGCACUAGCAGUUGCUAGUAAACUGACUUCAGCACUAUUCAGUGCUGCCAGUGGCUGGCUUGGUUGGAAGAGCAAGCAUGAAGAAGAACCUGUGCAAAAACAGAAACCAAAAGUUGAACCUGCUACCCCAUUAGCAGUGAGGUUUGGACUUCCAGAUUCCCGACGCCGCGGUGAAAGCAUAUGUCUUUCUCCAUGUAACACAUUGGCCGCAGUAACGGAUGACUUUGGAAGAGUUAUUUUACUGGAUGUUACAAGAGGACUUGCAGUUCGUAUGUGGAAAGGAUACCGUGAUGCACAGAUUGGCUGGAUACAGACAGUAGAGGACCUUCAUGAACGAGAGACUGAAAAGUUGGAUUUUUCUCCCUUUGGGAAUGCUCAAGGUCCAAGUAGAGUGGCACAGUUUCUUGUAAUCUAUGCUCCAAGGAGAGGUAUCCUGGAAGUGUGGAGUACUCAGCAAGGACCCCGAGUUGGUGCCUUUAAUGUUGGGAAACAUUGUCGGUUGCUGUACCCUGGGUAUAAAAUAAUGGGUUUAAACAAUGUGACCAGUCAGGGUUGGCAGCCUCAGACUUACCAGAUCUGUCUUGUCGACCCAGUAUCUGGAAGUGUGAAAACUAUUCAUGUACCUUUCCAUUUAGCACUCAGUGAUAAAAAGAGUGAGCGAGCAAAGGAUAUGCAUCUAGUGAAGAAAUUAAGUGCUUUACUCAAAGCUAAAACCACAAAUCUGGAGUUGAUUGAAGCUGAAGCAAAGGAAUUAAUUCUUGAUAUCAAAUACCCAGCUACAAAAAAACAGGCUUUAGAAAAAAUACUGGCAAGUGAACGUGUGCCAUUCUCAUCUCUCACAAACAUUACCCAGACAUUGAUGGACACCUUAAAAAAUCAAGAACUUGAGUCUGUGGAUGAAGGCUUGCUGCAGUUUUGCUCAAACAAGUUAAAACUCCUUCAUCUUUAUGAGUUGGUCAGCAAACUGAAUUCUCUGAGUCUGCAGUCAGAGACUCCGAUUUCUGAUAACGACUUGGCUAAAUUACUCAGGCUAGAUGAAAAAGAGUUUGUUAGGUUUCAGACAUUAUUGGAAAACUACAAACAAGAGAACACCCAACCAACUGUUCGAUUUGCUGAGGAUAAAGAUAGCGUGUUGUCUGUAAAAAUGUUCUUGGAGUAUUUAGAAUAUGAAAAGGACAUGAUUAAUGUGAAGAAGCUGGAUGAAAGAGAGUAUGUGGCUUUAGGUAGCUUGUUUUUCUGGAAAUGUUUGCAUGGAGAGAGUUCUACAAAGGAAAUGUGCCAUACACUGGAAUCAUCAGGAUUUAGUCCUCAGGUUUUGCUGUCUCUGCUACUCACUUUGUGGCUUUCCAAGGAAAAGGAUAUUCUAGAUAAACCGCAGUCUGUCUGGUGCCUUCACACUAUGUUGUCCCUUUUGAGCAAAAUGAAAGUUGCUAUAGAUGAGUCAUGGGAUUCUCAGUCAAUUUCCCCCUGGUGGCAGCAAAUGCGCACAGCUUGUAUUCAGUCUGAAAAUAAUGGAGCUGCCUUAUUAUCUGCACAUGUUGGGCAUGCUGUAACUGCACAGAUAACUGACAGUGUGGCAGAGAAAAAAUUUUCCCAAACAAUUGUAGGCACUGACACAGACUCUUGGGAAGCACUUUCUCUUGAUACAGAAUAUUGGAAACUUCUUCUGAAGCAAUUAGAAGAUUGUCUGAUACUUCAGAUGCUAUUGAACAGUAAAGUGAGCAAGAGGACAACCAAAGUUUCCUCUCUACAGACUGAGUCACUCUGUAGACUCUCUGUAAAGAAGCUGCUUGAAGGCGGGAAAGGAGGUAUUGCUGACACUGUAGCAAAAUGGGUUUUUAAACAAGACCUCAGUUUCAACAUACUGGAGCUAGCCCGGAAAAAAGACAAAGAAAGUUCAGAAGAACCUGUAGAAAAUGACAGUACUGUUUCACUGGGGGAGUCAGAAGCAGAGACGGGCUUGGAAACUAUCCUCAAGUUGUUGCAAUUGGCCUAUCAGCAGUUUCCUUGUAGCCUUGAAUCAGAUGUGUUAUAUGCACACUGUUGUUGGGAGUAUAUAGUGCAAUGGAAUAAAGACCCGGAGGAAGCACGUUUUCUCAUUAGGUCUAUAGAUCACCUCAGCUGUAUUGUUAAUUCUCAUGUGCAGCAUGGUAUUGCCCUAAUGAUGUGGAAUACAUUCAUGGUCAAAAGGCUUUCCGCUGCUACAUACCUAAUGGACAAGGUUGGAAAAGCUCCAAAGGACAGAUUAUGCAGAAGGGAUGUAGGUAUGGGUGACACUGCAAUGACAUCUUUUCUGGGUUCUUGUUUAGAUCUACUUCAAAUCUUAAUGGAGGCUGAUAUUAGAAGCGAUGAAAUGCAUGCUCCGAUACUGGAUACAGAAGAUGCCUGGGUGUCUGUAGAAGGGCCCGUUUCAAUAAUAGAGCUAGCUCUUGAGCAGAAACGUAUCCACUACCCGCUUGUCGAACAUCAUUCCAUAUUGUGUACCAUCUUGUAUGGAAUCAUGAGAUUUUCUCUGAAGAGCAUGAAGCCCCUCUCCCUCUUUGACAGUAAGGGCAAAAAUGCAUUUUUCAAGGAUCUUUCUUCAAUUCAGUUGCUGCCCAGUGGAGAUAUGGAUCCAAAUAUUUUAUCCAUACGACAACAACUCUUAAGGAAAAUUGUGACUGCAGCGGUACAUUGUUCAUCACAAAAGGCCAAAGGAAUCUCAGAAGAGAUGUCACUUUCUGCUGAAAGAGAGAAGGACUGGCCAGUUUUGGCUGUGGGGUUGGCUCAACCUCUUCAGGUCAACGAAGAUGUAAUUAGACGGCAUUAUGUGUAUGAAUUGUAUAAUUAUGGAAUGGAUCAUCUUGGAGAAGAGGCCACUCUUCAAGUGCAUGACAAAGAAGUGCUUGCAUCACAACUACUUGUGCUGACAGGUCAGAGAUUGGCCUAUGCUCUGCUACACACUCAGACGAAAGAAGGAAUGGAGCUGUUGGCCAGACUUCCUCCAACACUCUGUACUUGGCUUAAAGCUAUGGACCCCCAGGACCUUCAAAAUGUAGAAGUACCAAUUGCAACAACAGCUAAACUGGUAGAUAAAGUGAUAGAGAACUUGCCAGAAAACCAUGGGCAAUACAGUCUGGCCUUGAAUCUGAUAGAGGCAGUGGAAGCAAUCUCUUCAUCAUGAUCUUCACUACUUUUAGAAAGGAUGUAUUGCAUGAUUUUACACACAGAGGAUGAACUUUAGAGGGGAACUUCUGUGUGGCUUUUGUAAAAUAAAUUUAAAUUUUGAAAAAAUAAAUGCUUUUAAAAUAAUAGUCCAUUCUAAGUUCCACAGUACUGUUAAUAUAACAGAAAUUAGUAACCUUUGUAUACUUGUCAAUACUCAGAUGCUCCAUUAUUUAUUUUUAACUCAAGCACUUUUGCUGUAGCUUAGAUUGUUACAACAGCAAUUUUAAUCCACUAUUUGCAACUUAACCUACUGUGAGAUUCUAUAUUUCAUACUCUGAAGAUGGUAACUGUUCAGUUUGUGUGCUCCAUAUAGACUAGCUUUAUAAAAAGCUGUGUACAGCCUAUGGCAUUCCAUGAAUAUGUAAUGCCUAAGGAAAAAUUUCAGUCUUGGAUUUUUCUGAAAUCUGUGUUUUAGCUGCUUCUGCAAAAGAAACCUAUAUCCUGAAAAGCCAAUAGUAGUUAUUCCUUAAAGGAGGCAGAGGUGAGAUUUAGGUUGGCUUCUUCCUACCACAUGAUGUAUAGUAUUGAUAUGAGAGAUUUUUUUUCUUACUGCUGCAGGCCUUAAAGGAAAUAUCCUAAUUUUUAAAAAAGGAACAUACCCAUUAAAGCUUAAUUUUUGGUCAGUGCUUUUAAAAGUAGAAACAGAUAUAAUUUUACAAAUAGUCUCAUUGUUCAUUCUGUACAGGUGGGUGAAUUGUUAUUGUGAUGGUCCUGCCUAUAUUAGAACUGCAGGAUUGGCCCCUGCCCUUAAUACUUCGACUUGAAGGAGCUUAGUUCCAAAUAACUCAUCUGUGAAUGUCUUUGUGGUAAAAGAUUUUCACAGAUGUAUUUUCUGUAAUGGCAUCAUUGUAACAAAAGUAUAACUUGUAGUCAGUAAUUGUACUUGACUAGCUGACCAAACUGCUGAAGGUGUAUUCAAGGAAAUAACUUACGUUUUAUAAUAUGCUCUGUCACAAAGGGUCUAUCUGUAGUUAGAAUAUCUUAAGUAGUAGUUUGGAGUAUUUUUAAGCUAUUGGAAACAGACCAUUGUUCUUUUGCAGUAGUUAAAUAUCCAUAAUGUACUCUGACAAAUGCAGAAAUGUUUUACAUUCUUUCACAGGAAACAUUCCUUUAGACAGGACUGGAAGUUCAAGAGUGAGAUGACCUGUUUUUGGAUCUGUAUCACUCAUCAUGGAGGUGACAACUAGUAAAGCUAAAUUUGUACUUGUCUACAUGUCUAAAUAUGAACAAGUAAAAUUAUAAUUGCUGAUUAGAUACAGCUGCUUGAAUUUGGUGGUAAUAGUGUCCUAAGUCUCAGGCUACUAGAAGGGACUUGACUUGGUCAUGAUUACCUUCUUGGAUGUGUAUGUUGCUGUCAUUAGCAAAACAAAACAAAAAGCCCACCAAAGUUCAUUUGAAUUAGUUUCAGGAUAACUUCUGUAGGAAAGGAGAACAGUUCCUGUUGUUUCCUAAUCCCUCCACUGUCUUGAAUGAUUAGCAUUCACAAGGAGCUUUACCAUUAUGAUUACUCAGACCAGUCUCCCUUAAACUGAACAAGGGAACUAAUGUUUAGUUACUGAACAGUUUGAAAUUAUGUUGCAUUUCUAAGAGAGCCUUAAUGCUAAAAAUAUGACAGCAUUCAGUUCCUACCUUAAAUAUAGCUAUUAUUUUUACAUAUUAUGAAGUUCAGGUUAGUGGGAGGCUUUGAUUUACAAAAGAAAAACAGUCUUUUAGACUAUUCCAUGUAAAGUACAGAGUAUUGAUAAACUACCUACUGCCAUGAGAUGCACAGAUACAAGAACAAAAGGGUAAGGCAGCUCCAUCCAAUUACAGGCAGCUUAAUCUUCAUUAUGUAACACAUCUGAUGACAAUAUUCUAGAUUUCCAAAGGAACUGUAUUACAGUUUCUCUACACUACAUCCUUGUACAUAUAUAGUACUGUAAAUGAGCUAAUGGUCUGUCUGAAGGGCACCCUGCAGUCUUGUGUGUGAUAAUACUCUAGCUAGCUGUUAAUGAGCUCCCUGGGUACUAGAAGCAUUAUAGCGCCACUAGCCCAGCCAGAGUACUGUGCUAAUUAGCUCAGAGAAAGCACUGCAUUAAUGCUAGUUCCAAUGGCUUGGGUAUUUCUGCAUGACACUGCAUUAUGCUGUCUAGGCCUACCCUUAAUGUAACUAAGAAUCAAGGUCUGAGGGAGUUAUGUGAAAUGCUUACAAACCAAACCUGUAAUGUAUUGUAAGAAAGAUUCUGUAUAUACUGCUAUAUUCUGUGUUCUAUUGCUGUGGAUUUGUGUAAAUUGAUUAAAGCUGGGGCUCAGUUGUACGUCUUUAUCGCUA
Messenger RNA from Alligator mississippiensis (American alligator), 6556 nucleotides. It is a transcript of the gene RAB3GAP2, whose product is annotated as RAB3 GTPase activating non-catalytic protein subunit 2. The transcript is spliced from 35 exons. Gene Ontology annotation, biological process: regulation of GTPase activity. The coding region runs from base 53 to 4201 and encodes 1382 amino acids. The record is from RefSeq and is a predicted model, not a curated record. NCBI's taxonomy places the organism in Eukaryota, Metazoa, Chordata, Crocodylia, Alligatoridae.